Molecule: messenger RNA, 1704 nt
Organism: Penicillium bovifimosum
Lineage: Eukaryota; Fungi; Ascomycota; Eurotiomycetes; Eurotiales; Aspergillaceae
Product: putative MFS drug efflux pump
Exons: 9
Coding region: 1-1704 (567 amino acids)
Biological process (GO): transmembrane transport
Molecular function (GO): transmembrane transporter activity
Source: RefSeq, a predicted model, not a curated record
AUGGCGGACGUCAUUGAUCAAUCGAGUCGGCCGAUUGACGACAAGGUUGUGGUCCAGCAUCAUGAAGGAAGUGGCUCUUCAGAGAAUAGUCACAAGGAGAUAGCCGAUGCUGGCUCAGAAGAAGCUCUGCAUGAGUCGGAGAUGGAUAUUCCGAUGACUUUCCGCCGCUUUAUGGGCUUUACUGCUAUGGCUUUCCUAUGGACUGGCAGUCAGAUACCAGUCUAUCUAUUUGGCGGUAUCCCUCCAUAUAUUUAUGGAGACAUUGGCGGAGCGGAUCGAUGGGUCUGGUUUGUCCUCGCCAAUUUGCUUGGCCUUGCCGGUGUAUGCCCGUUCGUCGGAUCUCUAUCAGAUCUCAUCGGACGCCGUCCAGUCGCGAUUAUUGGAGCAUCCCUAAUUGUCAUUGGAAUGAUUAUAUGCAGCACAGUCAACACGAUGAACAGCUUUAUCGCGGGCAUGGCCAUCGCUGGCGCCGGUGCGGGAGUCAAUGAACUGACGGCCCUGGCGGCUACCUCGGAGAUGGCACCAACUCGAAAGAGAGGAGUCUAUGUUGCUGUCCUCAUCUUCACAAUUGUGCCGUUUUGCCCGUCCGUGCUGUGGGCACAACUCAUUGCAUAUUAUAGCCAUUGGCGCUAUGUUGGUGCGUUUUGUGCUGCGUGGAGCGCCUUUGUUAACUCGGCUGGAAUGAGCCGGAAGGAAAUCAUUGGACGUAUCGACUUUGUCGGAGGUUUCCUCAGCAUCACUGGUCUGAUUGUUUUCUUGGCUGGCUUGCAAUGGGGUGGUUAUAUGUACGAAUGGUCAUCUCCCCAUGUCCUGGCACCGUUGAUCAUUGGGUUCCUGCUUCUCGUCGCUUUUGCCUUCUGGGAGAUCUAUGGAGCCAAAUUCCCCAUCUUCCCAUCACGUCUCAAGCAGGAGCCCCGGAUUUUGGGUCUAACCCUGGUCAUUACCUUCAUUUCCGGUGCCAAUUUCUUCUCUGUGAUCAUGUUCUGGCCCACGGAGUCGUUCAAUGUCUAUGGCCAUGACCCUAUCGAUGUUGGCGUGCGCAGUCUCCCUAUUGGAUUCGGGAUCACAGCAGGGGCUUGCAUCGUGCUCGCGCUACUGAGUAUUCUACGUGGUCAUAACAAAGAGCUAUUGAUUGUUAGCAGCGUCUUGAUGACUGCAGGCUGCGGCGCUAUGGCUAUCGGCCGCGUCGACAACAUGUAUCAGCUUUGGGGUAUUCUCAUUCUUGCCGGAAUUGGAAUCGGAGGGAUUGUGGUUCCAGCCUCCAUCAUCACUACAAUCAUCUGCCCAGAUGAUCUUAUUGCCACCAUCUCCGCCCUUACACUCUCUAUUCGCGUUGUCGGCGGUAGCAUCGGCUACACCAUCUACUACAAUGUCUUCGUCUCCAAGUUUGUCCCUGCGGCGACGAAGCACAUCGGCGGUGUGAUGAUGACACAGCUCAACAUCACCGAUGUUGCGCUGAUCGGCGAAGCAAUUCAGUUGACAAGUGAAUCGUUGUUAGGCGAGCUGCGCACAAUCCCUGGCAUUGCUGGCAACGAAGCUGCCUAUCAGAUGGUGGUUGAAGCUGGCCAACUUGCAUACGCCGAGGGAUACAAGUGGGUAUACUAUGUCAGUAUCGCCUUUGGAGGCAUCUCCAUUAUAGCUGCCUGUUUCUUGGGCGAUAUCCAGAAGUAUAUGACGGAUCAUGUAGCCGUCGUGAUGCACUGA